Molecule: messenger RNA, 3593 nt
Organism: Cynara cardunculus var. scolymus (artichoke)
Lineage: Eukaryota; Viridiplantae; Streptophyta; Magnoliopsida; Asterales; Asteraceae
Product: translocase of chloroplast 159, chloroplastic-like
Exons: 3
Coding region: 221-3433 (1070 amino acids)
Source: RefSeq, a predicted model, not a curated record
GAUUGGAUCGAUUCGAAGUAAGCUCAUCGAAUCCAUAUGCACGCCAUUGAUCCAAAACCAAAAUUAGGGUGAAGAACACAUAUAUUUUCGCCUCCUAUUUUGGAUGCAAAGAUUCCUUCUGCAAAUCUUACAAAAACACUACUCGAAAUUCACUCUCUCUCUAGAAUUUCGUAGCUUGAUUGCAUCAACAAGCUGAUCUACUUGGAUUACUCUGUGAAGUAUGAAAGAACAUGUGGAUCGUGAUAUGCCUGAUAUUGAGAAAUCUAGUGUGAUUGUUGAAGAGAAGGGGAAAACUGAGGGGGGUUUGGGUGAGAGAGAUGAAGGGGAGGAUAUGAUGGUGGAUGUUGUUGGUGCUGAUGCUGUUGAUUUGGAUAGUAAGGCGAAUUCUGUUCGAUUGGUUGAAGAGUGUAUGCAGAAAGAAACAGAGACUCGUGAUCUGAAUAUGGAUGUGAAAGAAGAAGUUGCAGGUUCAGGUGAAGAAGAUGUUUGUCAUGAUUCAGUUGGAACUAGUGUUUUAACUGUUGAGAAAGUUGAGGUUCGAGAUUGUGAAAUGGAUUUUGAAUCAAGGGGAGAGUCUCAAAUUGGUGGAGGGGAUAUUGCUGUAAUUGAUGAGAAUGAGCUAAUGGAAAGAGGUUCGAGUCUGGAGCAGCGUGUAGAAUCUGUUGAAGAGUGUACGCGGAAAGAAGCAGAGAUUCGUGAUCAGAAUAUGGAUGUGAAAGAAGAAGUUGCAGGUUCAGGUGAAGAUGUUUGUUGUAAUUCGGUUGGAAGUGGGGUUUUAGCUUUUGAGAACGUUGAGGUGACAGUGAAUGAGGAAGGUUUGAAAACAGGUAUAGAGGUACAAGAUUGUGAAAUGAGUUUUAAGUCAAAGGGGGAGCCUCAACUUGGUGGAGGAGAUAUUGCCGGCAAGGAGCAAAUGGAAAAAGGUUCGAACAUGGAGCAACAUGUAGAAUAUGUUGAAGAGUGUAUGAAAGAAACAGUCUCUCAUGAUCUGAAUAUGGAUAUGGAAGAAGCCGCGGCUUCAGGUGAAGAUGUUUGUCACGAUUCAGUUGGAAGUGGGGUUGUAGCUUUUGAGAAAGUUGAGGUGACGGUGAUAGAGGAAGGGUUGAACACAAGUUUAGAGGUAAGCAAAGACGUUCUUCAAGGCAAUGAUGCAACUGCUUGUGGAUCCUUGGUACAUGAUUCUAAAGAAUCGUCAAUUGGUGGAGGAGAUAUUGUUGUAAUAGAUAACAAGGAUUUAACCGAAAGAGGUUCAACCGAGGAAGUUGUGGCGCAGCAUGUAGAAUCUGCUGAAGAGGUGGCUGACGGAGAUCGUAUGAUGGAUCAAAAAAACAAGAAAGAAGCUGAGAAUUUAGAUUCCUCAGAGAUUGCAGAGUCAUUGAAAGUUGACAUGAUAGUUGUGCAGGAUGGUUUUGCCAGUAAAGAUGAAGCUAAAGAAACUGUUUCUGUGGAUCCAAGUUUAGUUUCUGCUAAUAAUCAAGAUUCUUCAACUGAAUUGGCUAAUGUAGGAACAGAUGAAGUUGCUGAAAUGAGCAAAGAAGAGAGUCUACAUCCAAAAAUUGAAGCUAUAAACACAAGCCGAGAGACUCGUCUUGUUGGAGGAGAGAAUGAUUUGAUAGAUAGUGAGGAGAAAUCAGAUAGAGGUUUGGCCAAGGAGAUCAUGGAACAGCCUAUGGAAUGUGAUCAACAAGUGGGUGAUGAAGAUUGUAUGGUGAACGAAAAGAUUGGAAAAGAAUCUGAAGCUUUAGGUUCCUCAAAGAUUUCAGAGCCUUCGAUCACAACAAAUCCUGGUUCUGAGGAUGUUGAUGUUGUGGUUGUAGAGGAGGGUUUAACCAGCAAAGAUGAAGUUCAAGUUGGUGUUUCUGUGGAUCCAAGUUUGGUUUGUGCUGAUAAGGUGGUCAAUUCAGCAACAAGUGAAGGUGAUGUCAUUGCACAAGCCGAAAAUGUGGACCAACAAGUUGAAGUUAUAGCAAACGAUGCUCAAAAUCUUGAAAGCGGAACUGGUGUUGAAGAUUCCAAAUCGGCUGUUGACACAUCUAGUGGAGAGCCUCAAUUUGGAGUAGAAACUGCUGUAAUAGAUAUAGAGGAAACAGAAAAGGGUUUGACCGUUGAGGCUGAGGAGAUCGUGGAUCAGCAUCCUGAAUCUGUUCAAGAGAGAAUUCAUGGAGAUGAUGUGAUGGAUGUGAAAACUCAAAAAGGAGAUGAGGUUUCAGAUUCCUCAAAAAUUCCCGAAUCAUUAACCGCAGCCAAUCUUGGUCCAGAAGAAGUUUUAACCACGAAAAUUGAAGCUCAAGAUGGUGAUUCUGUUGGUCAGAGGCUAGUUUACCCCGAUAAUCAAAGUUUAUCGACUGAAAACUCAGACCUGCGAGCUGAAGUUGGUACAACGAGCAAAGAUGAGAGCGUGCAUCCAACAAUAGAAGUCGCUUCACGCACUGAAGUUGAUGAAGUGACGGGUUCUGAAAAACAGAAGGAUCUUGAUUCCAUUUCUGAUGAUUCAGAGAACAAGCCGAGUCUACAUCCUGAUAAAGUACCCACGGAUCUAGGUUCAACUCCUAAGCCGUCCUUUAUAGUUGGCGAAUUCAUUCAAAGGAUAGCGAGCCAGCUGACUGGGCCAGGGCCACCGUUAGUUCUGAAAUCCAACAGUGAUCCUGAUGGUCAACAUGUUGACCAACUAGUCGGACCCGAGAACUCCCAAGGGGAAAGGACGAUUAUCGAGAAUAAGCAAUCAUCCGUAGCUGAGAUGCUAUCACAACUGCACUUGGUUGCUCAAGAUCCUAUGAAAGUGUACAGCUUCUUAAAUACCAUCAAACCAUUCUUCCAUGAUCGUAGAACAGCUGUUGGAAGACCAUUCAGUGUUAGGAAGAGAAAAACGUCCAAUGAAAACGAACCUGAAGAGUUUGAAUUUGAUGAUGUUAAUGAUUCUUAUUGGACGGAUAGGAUCGUUCAAAACCAUUCAGAAGAGCAAUUGUUGCAAGAGAAUCAGAAUGGAGGGCAAGAACAGCAUGCUGUGGCUUAUGAACCAGAUAAACCAGCAAAAGCACACCGUAGAUCGAAUAAAAAGCGGUUUUUGUUUAGUAAUCAUGAAAUGGGGUUAAAGGAACAAUCAGAGCUUGUUGAGCGAAGGCAGAAAAAUUUGGCAACGGAAGUCGUGUUGAGGUUCCCAGAGGGUAUCUAUUUUCCUUCGGAAAUUCAUCUAAAUAAAAUGUUUAGACGGUUUGGGGCUUUGAUGGAAUCGGAAACCGAAGUUGAUAGGCAGAACGGGCGUGCACGAGUGGUGUUCAAAAAAUGUUGUGAUGCAGAAGUUGCUCACAGUAGUGCCGGAAAGUUCAACAUAUUCGGCUCGAUCAAUGUAAAUUAUGAGCUCAAUUAUACCCCGUUAGUCUCGUAUAAACCUUUGCUCCUUUCGGUAUUACAAGAUUCGAUGGAUACAACCUAAUGUCAUUGCUGCAGAAGUUAUUCUUUUCAGACAUCUGGUAAAACAUACAGACACCUGGGAAAAGCAUAGUAUGGUACAUGAAAGGCAAGUGUAAACUUAAUUCUGCUUUGAGAAUCCUUCUUUGCCUUCAAUAAAUAAAAGUCCUUAUAUUAUGCUGUGU